AAACUAUGGGUUAGAGAUUAUAGAAACAAUAUCAUGUGUAUUCAUACAAAAAAAAUUAUGACAUGAACAGCAUUUCUGGUCUCGGGUUUCUUCUGACCUCUCCCCUGCAAAGUUCGACACUCGAUUAUUUUAGCCUUUUGCCGGAUAGCUAGCAAAAUACUAAAUUGACGAGCUGGCUAGCUAAAUUCGCUAGUAGUAGUGAUGCACAUUAGCGAUUCAAUCUGUGUAAGGGUAAAUACAUUCAUUCGGAGAUAGCUAGCCAGCCAGUCAGCCAAGAUCGCUCAGUUCAGCUGUAAAACAAAAAUGAGUCUUCUUCCAGACCUGAAUGCCAAUGAGGAUGAAACAUCCUACUAUGCAGACAAGACUUGGGUCCAGUGCGAGUCUCCCAGAUGUCUGAAGUGGAGACUGGUACCAAAGAGUGAUGAAACGGUGGCUGAGCUGGACCAUGGCAAGUCCUGGCACUGUCAUAUGAACCCAGACCCUCUGUUCAGCCACUGCAGCAUCCCUCAGGGCCCUUUCCCCAACAACUCCCAGUUCAAGGAACAUGGCCUGAAGGUUGUGUACUCCGUGCUGCCUGUCGGGAGCCUGGUGCUGGUGAAAGCAUGUAACUGGCCAUGGUGGCCAGCCAUUCUAAGUCCAGACCCCAACGUGGAGGAGUAUGUGAGGCUGGACAGCGAGGGUUAUGUGGAGCACUACCAUGUUGAGUUCCUGGGGAAACCUCAUACCAGAUUCUGGGCUGCUGCCAAGCAUGUAGAACUCUACCACAACUCCUCCACUAAACCCAGAUACAGGAACCUGCGAGGCGCUAUGAGGAAGUCGUAUGAGGUGGCGAUGGAGGAGGUGGCUAAGGUCAGGGAGAUGGGCUGUGAGGAGAGACUGCAGAUCAGCCACUUCCAGCCACAGGAUUUGUUGAGUCAGGCUCAGAGGUUAAUGCAUGCUAUUGAGAGGAUGCUCAGACAAUACUCCAACCAGCAGGACAACCAAGGCAAGCGGGACCAGAGGAUUCGGAUGUGGGAUGCCGGCAUCGAGGAGGACGGAGACACUCUGAUCAUAGAAGGGUUCAGGUUUGACAGCGCCACCUGUCUGGAGGACCUGAUGACUGCAGGAAACAAGAAAUAAAAGAUGUAUUUAUUUUUUAACAGAUUUUUUUUUUUAACAAGAUAUUUCCAGAUAGUUUUUUCUUCAAGACGUGUUAAUCCUUUCCCCUUAAAAGUACUUUAUAUUGUAUGAUAUUUAUUUGAAUUGUUAUAUUUUUCUAAAAUAUUUGUUUACUGUGGUCAUUGUUAAAGAAAAUAUACAUUGUGGUGACUGGCAGUAUGAAGAAGCCUUCAACCUCAGUACAGUCUUUCCUGUUUGGCCUGUUUGUUAAAUCAAAUCAAUUUUAUUUGUCACAUACACACGGUUAGCAGAUGUUAAUGCGAGUGUAGCGAAAUGCUUGUGCUUCUAGUUCCGACAAUGCAGUCUUUGUUAAAUCUUUCACUGUGUUCAUUCAUUCUCAAGUUGUCAUCGUAUGUUGCU
Messenger RNA from Oncorhynchus nerka (sockeye salmon), 1518 nucleotides. Its product is annotated as zinc finger CW-type PWWP domain protein 2-like. Gene Ontology annotation, cellular component: nucleus. Gene Ontology annotation, molecular function: zinc ion binding. The coding region runs from base 304 to 1119 and encodes 271 amino acids. The transcript has 6 exons. The record is from RefSeq and is a predicted model, not a curated record. NCBI's taxonomy places the organism in Eukaryota, Metazoa, Chordata, Actinopteri, Salmoniformes, Salmonidae.